AUGGAGGUCACUUCCUGCCUCAGAGGCCUCAGAGGGCUCAACUUAGAGGACCAAGGCUUCACAGUGAGACUAAGCGGCUCCGGCUCACGGUGCCAGGGCCAUCUGGAGGUCAACUACAAGGACGAGUGGUACACGGUGCAUAGCAAGAGCUGGGGCCUAAGCCCGUUCCACCGGGAGGACCCCGGUCAGGCCUGGAAGCUCUGCCAGGAGCUGCGAUGCAGGGAGCCCUUGCUUCUCUCCCACUUCCGUCACUUCAAAGGGAAGCGACCCCAGAGCCAGAUCACCUGCCGCGGACAACUGGGGUCCUUCUCCAACUGCAGCUACAGCAAGGCAAACCAGGGGGACCCUCUGGCCCUCAUCUGCUUAGAGCCACUGAGGACAACACCUCUUCCCACAAGCCCCCCGCCCAUAACCACUCCGGAGCCCACAGCUCCUCCCAGGCUGCAGCUGGUGGCGCGACCCGGGGGCCUGCGGUGUGCAGGCCUGGUGGAGUUCUACAGCGGCAGCCUGGGUGGCACCGUCGGCAUCGAGACCCAGGACGGGAUCCAGGACCUGGGGGACCUCAUCUGUGCAGCCCUCCAGUGUGGCUCUUUCCUGAAGCCUCUGCCAGAGACCGAAGCAGCCAGGACACUAGAGCCAGGAGAGAGCGGCCCGUUGCCGAUCCAGUGGAAGAUCCAGAACGGAGGAUGUGCCUCCCCAGAGCAGUGCUUCCGAAAAGCUCCGCCCCAGGCGGGAGGCCAAGCUCUCGGCCUCAUCUGUUCUGAUUUCCAGCCCAAGGUGCAGAGCCGCCUGGUGGGGGGCAGCGGCACAUGUGAAGGCUCCGUGGAGGUGCGCCAGGGCAAGCAGUGGGACGCCCUGUGCGACAGCUCCUCAGCCAAGGGCAUGGCGAGGUGGGAGGAAGUGUGCCAGGAGCAGCAGUGCGGCAACAUCAGCUCCUACCAGCUGCUGGACGCCGGCGAGAAGACCUCCAGGGGGUUCUUCUGUCCCCCAGGGAAGCUGUCCCAGUGCCACCAGCUUCUGCAGAAAAAAUCCCACUGCAAGAGAGUGUUUGUCACCUGCCAGAACUCAAGCCCAGUGGGCCUGGGUGCAGGUACAGUGACGAGCAUCAUCCUGGCCCUCGUGCUUGUGGUAAUGCUGCUGCUGCUGUGUGGCCCCCUCGCCUACAAGAAGCUGGUGAAGAAAUUCCGCCAGAAGAAGCAGCGCCAGUGGAUUGGCCCGACGGGAAUGAACCAGAACAUGUCUUUCCACCGCAACCACACGGUGACUGUCCGGUCCCAGGCUGAGAACCCCACGGCCUCCCACCUGGAGAACGAAUACAGUCAGCCUCCCAGGAACUCCCAAAUCUCAGCUUUUCCAGCUCUGGAAGGGGCCCUGCAUCGUGUCUCCGCCCAGCCCGAUAACUCCUCUGACAGUGACUAUGAUCUGCACGGGGCUCAGAGGCUGUAA
Mesoplodon densirostris (Blainville's beaked whale) is the source of this 1446-nucleotide messenger RNA. RefSeq names its product CD5 molecule (gene CD5). The record is from RefSeq and is a predicted model, not a curated record. Gene Ontology annotation, cellular component: plasma membrane. The transcript is spliced from 10 exons. NCBI's taxonomy places the organism in Eukaryota, Metazoa, Chordata, Mammalia, Artiodactyla, Ziphiidae. The coding region runs from base 1 to 1446 and encodes 481 amino acids. Gene Ontology annotation, biological process: T cell costimulation.